UUUGUGAUGUGUAACGAACAAGUCAGUUGUCAUUGUACUGCAAGGCCAAACUGGCGCCUGUCUGCGCAUGCGCACUACUGAGCCUCUGCGCGAAAAAAAAGAAUUGUCGGUUGUGGACUACAGGGCGAUAACAACAUCGUAAGAAAGAUGUCAGGAUUCCUGGAUGGUAUCAGAUGUGGGGAAUGUGAAUGCAAUAUCGACUGGGCAGAAAAAAGAAACACCAUUGCCUCGAUAGCAGCUGGAGUAUUGUUCUUCACAGGAUGGUGGAUCAUAAUCGACGCAGCAAUAAUGUACCCCAAAGAGGAGCAGUUUCACCACGCGUACCAUACCUGUGGAGUCAUCGCGACUAUCGCGUUCCUCAUGAUCAACGCGGUGUCAAACGGCCAGGUGAGAGGUGACAGCUACAGCGAUGGCUGCAUAGGACAGACAGGUGCGAGAGUGUGGCUCUUCAUUGGCUUCAUGCUGGCCUUUGGUUCUCUCAUUGCUUCCAUGUGGAUUCUGUUUGGAGGUUUUGUUGUGCCUGCGAAGGAAGCGGUGUAUCCUGGGAUUGCAGUUUUCUUCCAGAACGCCUUCAUCUUCUUUGGGGGUCUGGUGUUCAAGUUUGGACGCACAGAGGACCUGUGGCAGUGAAACGCCUCUCUUCAUACUGAUCAUCAUACACCCCGAGUCUGUCUGUACUAUUUCUCUUUUCUCUAUCAUUCCCCUCCCUUUCCCAUUCACAAGCCCGCCCCCUUUUACCUGUGCGACUACCAGACGUGUGUCGAGAUAAACAGUGAGGAGUUGCUGUCGUACAAACCAAGCGUGACGCAUCUAGAAUUCAAAAGUACUUCAACUGGACGUUUUUUUUUUUUUUUGGUUUAUUUAUUAUUUUUAAAUGUCGGGCGUAAAAAAAAAAAGAGAGAGAGAGACAAGAAAAACUGACAUAGCGAACGUUUGUUUAUUGACACGCUGCACUCCUGAUACUUGCGUUGCACUGUUGUUUUAUCUCACAUUUAGCAUUAGUUGUUCCCUCGGAUUUGUCUUAGUUCUUGUUCGCGCUUGGAGCGUGUGGUGGCCUGGGAAAACCCUUCAGAUUGCCCAGAUUGAGGCAUUUUGUACUAUGGAAGUAAAGUUCUAGCAUUUUAAAGAUUUCUUUCAAAUUCCAAUGAAAGAUGCCCCGCCUACCUCCUAUUUUUAUAAGCUACUGAUCAUUAAAACAAAAAAUCCUGAAAAUGAAAAACCAUCGUCGUCUCUCGAACGAUCUCUGUUCUCUCUUACGUCGGAAAUCAUCACUGAUCCACUCGGUUCUUUUCUGUCUACUAAAUGUCCUUCUAUACAAAUCCGUCUCCAGGUUUUCCCCGACCGCCACGUGUAAACUCCAGUCUGUGGGAGUCGCCAUCACUGUUUCAUUGGGAUAUUUAAGAAGUAGUUUACCUGCAAGCUGGAACGUUAUGUUAUGUUAUGUUGGAAGUCCGAGGCGAAAACAAUUAUAACGGUAUCCUUUUUUUUUGUUUUUUUUGCUAAUUGUAUCUGUUAAUGGGAAUUAAGCGCGAAUCUUCACUUAACCAGCUUCAUCGAAAACGAACCGUAAAGAGUGAAUCUGCUGCAAGGUAACAUUUUCAAUCCAGUUCCGUGUGUCUCGGACGUUUGGGUGGGUUUUUUUUUUUUGUUUGUUCCAAAGUCAUAAAGCAUCUCAUAACAUUUUGCCGUUUUCUUAUUGUAAAAAAUGCACAAAAUAUACUCUCUUGUAACGGAUAAACAGCUUCGCAAAUCCCUUUUUUUGCUACUCUGUAUCACGUAUUCAUUUUGUACGUGUUUAGCUUUUGCACUUUUUGCGUUUGCACUCUAUUUAUGUAACACGGCUGCUGUACAGCAAAGACGUCAUAAUCGCAAGCACAAAAAAAAAAUAACAACAACAACUCAGCCUGUCCAGCACCAAUCAAUUUGAAACGUUUAUUAAAUUAAAACACUAGAGGAAUGUAAACUGAUUUUGUCUGACAUUUAUGAUUUUUGAUUGAUUGAUUGUUUUUUUUGUUUGUUUUUUUUUUUUUUGCAACUGUAUUUGUCAAAAAAAAAAAAAUUUAAAUGACAGAAAAUUUCCACACCCCGAUUUCAGGUUGAUAUUUAUUUCUUUUUUUGGAAAUAUGCUGAUUAUCUAAUCCAAGAUCUAAUUCAUGCUAUCCUGAUUUUUUGUUUGUUUGUUUGUCUUAUUUGGAAUAAAUUUCCCCGUGCACUUUUCA
This is a messenger RNA of Ictalurus furcatus (blue catfish), 2219 nucleotides long. It is a transcript of the gene tmem50a, whose product is annotated as transmembrane protein 50A. Gene Ontology annotation, biological process: protein targeting to vacuole; late endosome to vacuole transport via multivesicular body sorting pathway. The coding region runs from base 148 to 630 and encodes 160 amino acids. NCBI's taxonomy places the organism in Eukaryota, Metazoa, Chordata, Actinopteri, Siluriformes, Ictaluridae. The record is from RefSeq and is a predicted model, not a curated record. The transcript is spliced from 7 exons.